UCCGAAGUAGUUACUACUUACUAAAAACAUUGUUUACCUUCCUUCGGAUAUCUGAAUUGCCUACAGAGAAAAAUAUUGGCUACUCUCAAACAUAAGGCGAUCGUUUUCUCUUUUCUCCACUCACCGCUGCAUCGGAACAGUCUCCUCCACUGAUCCGUCAUGGACAACUCUGUUCGAAUCUAACAUCAAAACCUCGCUCGUUUCACCUGUUUCGAGUUCUCGUUUCCCACGCUUCAAUUUUGGCGUAAUCACACGGAUUCAACGUUUCUGUGUGCUGUGCUUACAAUUGCCGCGGCUUGUUUUUGCUUUCGUUAUGGAUUGUGUUUCUCAUUUUGUGAUAGCUUUAGAGACCUAACCGAUCUAUGCCGGUUGUUAAGUCGGUAUCUGUGUAAAAUGAGCUUUGAGAGGGCUUUUGUAUGGACAAUCUACAUGAUCCGCAAGCCUAAUGAACUUUAACGGUGUUGCUAUCUUUGAAAUUACUUCGUUAAAAAGUAACUUGAACAAUUUGUGUGAUGUGAGUGAGGAGCUGUGUGUGAAUUCUGUGAGAGGUUUCAAAGUUUUGUUUAUGUGCAACCUUGAUUUUUAUUGUUUUUGUUUCCCCCUUUGUUUUUGGUUUACUUCUCUACUUAUUUUUAUAUGGAUUGACUGAGUGGAACUAUGAAAAAAGAAAUUCUUAUGGCUUGUUUGAAACUUUGACGAUCAUCCCCUGACGCUAGCUAUUGUAUCUUUUGAAUUAAAGGCUGCAAUUUACUCACAUCUGUACCCUUUGGAGACAUUUCCAAACACGCAUUUAAUGAGUUUAAUAAUGAAUCUUGUAUCAAUUAGCUAGUUGCUGUGCUUCAACUGUUUCAAUGAGAUAGUUAUAUAGAGUCUAAAAAAGAGGUAAUUCUCAAGAUGUGGUUGUGCCACCGGUUGAAGGUGUUGCAGGAGGUGGUACCGCUUAUGGGUGGAAUGAUGGUGGCACACUUGGCUUGAAUGUCAAAGGACCAGUUGACCCAACAGAAAUUCCAACUAGGGAUUUAGUUCAUGUAUGGUGCAUGCCAAACACAGCAAAUAUUGGACCUCAAGAUAUGGCCAGACAUUUGGAGCCUAUAAACCUGCUGGCAGCUAGAAAUGAGAGGGAGAGUGUGCAAAUAGCUAUCCGACCAAAGGUUUCAUGGGGUGGUGCUAGUGCUGCAGGGACUGUGCAGAUUCAGUGCAAUGACCUAUGCUCCACAUCUGGAGACAGACUGAUUGUUGGCCAGUCACUACGGUUGCGGCGGGUGGUGCCCAUUUUAGGUGUACCUGAUGCUCUUGUUCCUGUUGAGCUUCCAGUCAGUCAAAUAAACCUAUUUCCUGGGGAGACUACUGCUCUUUGGAUAUCUAUUGAUGUUCCUAGUUCUCAACCUCCAGGACAAUAUGAAGGAGAAAUUCUCAUUACUGCCAUAAAAGCAGAUGCAGAAUCUCCUUUUCAAAGUUUUAGCAAGGUUGAGAAACAUCAAUUAUAUAGGGACCUAAAGGGAUGUCUUGAUGUUGUUGAGCCAAUUGAUGGAAAACCAUUAGAUGAAGUGGUUGAAAGGGUGAAAUCUGCGACUGCAUCUUUAAGAAGGAUUCUUCUGUCUCCAUCAUUUUCUGAAUUCAUUUCAGAUAAUGGACCAGUAGACAUAAUGGAUGAGGAUGCGAUUUCAAAUCUCUCUCUACGGGUGAAGUUAAAUCUGACUGUUUGGGAAUUCGUACUUCCUGAAACUCCCUCGCUCCCUGCUGUAUUUGGUAUAUCGGAUACUGUAAUUGAGGAUCGAUUUGGUGUUCAACAAGGGACAGCUGAGUGGUAUGAGGCAUUGGAUGAACAUUUCAAAUGGCUUCUUCAAUAUAGAAUCAGCCCGUAUUUUUGUAAAUGGGCUGAUGGUAUGCGUGUUUUGACAUAUACAUCUCCAUGGCCAGCGGAUCAUCCAAAGUCAGAUGAAUAUUUUUCAGAUCCACGGUUGGCUGCAUAUGCUGUACCGUAUAAACAAGUAAUCUCCGGUAAUGAUGCAGCAAAGGAUUACUUGCAGAAACAAGUUGAGAUAUUGAGAACCAAAACUCACUGGAGAAAAGCUUACUUUUACUUGUGGGAUGAGCCACUGAACUUGGAACAAUAUGAUUCUGUUCGCAAUAUGGCUAGUGAUAUUCAUGCGUAUGCUCCAGAUGCUCGUAUUUUAACUACUUACUAUUGUGGACCAAAUGAUGCGCCUCUUGCACCUACUCCAUUUGAGGCUUUUGUUAAAGUUCCAAGUUUUUUGCGUCCUCAUAAUCAAAUUUAUUGUACAAGUGAAUGGGUUCUGGGCAAUCGGGAAGAUCUGGUUAAGGAUAUUAUUGCUGAAUUACAACCAGAGAAUGGUGAGGUAAUAUUAUAAUUUCAUUGUUUUUCCAAAGUUGUUAUUUGUUCUGUGCACUAAAUUUCUGCCGAUGUGGUUGAUAUUUACUAUUCCUCAUCAAUGCUGGUCGUAGAACAAAAUCUUGUAAACGUAAGCAAGCACUCUUGUUUGGUAUAUAUUUUUCAUGAUAAUGGCCUGAGUCUACCUUGUGUACCGUGAGGCUCAGCUCUAUGUUCCUAUCAUGGUUUUUCCCGUUGUGUCUGCCAUGAUCUGGGUUUUGGAAACAGUACUAGCAUCAACGUUUUAGGGUAGAUUCUUUAU
Vigna umbellata (rice bean) is the source of this 2654-nucleotide messenger RNA. Lineage: Eukaryota; Viridiplantae; Streptophyta; Magnoliopsida; Fabales; Fabaceae. The record is from RefSeq and is a predicted model, not a curated record.